UUUAAACAUCAUCCUCCUCAUCCCUGUCACCUCUUUUUUGCUUUAGCUUAGAGCCAGAGCCAGGGGAAACAAUGGCGGAUGUAAGUCAGGGUCAGGGAGAAGAAAUUCCUCCGAAUAUGACUUUAUACAUCAACAAUCUCAAUGAGAAGAUCAAAAUCGACCAGUUGAAGAAGUCGUUGCACGCUGUGUUCUCACAAUUCGGAAAGAUACUGGAUGUGUUAGCAUUCAAGACGCUGAAACACAAAGGUCAAGCUUGGGUUAUUUUCGAGGAUGUUAGCUCCGCUACCAAUGCUCUUAGGCGAAUGCAGGGCUUUCCCUUUUAUGACAAGGAGAUGAGAAUACAAUAUGCAAAGACUAAAUCAGAUGUAAUAGCAAAAGCAGAUGGCACUUUUGUACCCCGAGAGAAGCGAAAGAGGCAUGAAGAAAAGGGAGGGAAGAAACGGAAAGAGCAACUUGAUCCUAAUCAAGCAGCAGCAGGUUUGAAUCCAGGUUAUGCGGGUGCAACACCUCCUCUAUCACAAUUACCCUACCUGGGUGCUAGACCAAUUGUUCCAGAAGCUCCCGCGCCACCAAAUAACAUUCUGUUUAUUCAGAAUCUUCCUCAUGAUGCAACCACAAUGAUGCUGCAAAUGCUCUUCAAUCAAUACCCCGAUUUCAUUCUUACAUAUAUAUGGUUGAAAGAUUUUUUUUAUGUUCAACUUGUUAUUACAGGGUAUGGGUUAAGCUUUUAUCAUUCGAAUACCAACUACCUACCUGACUGCACCUACGUGAGUGACAUGCCAUGCGACUUUGUCGGCCACGUGAGAAGGAGACGCAUGCGACUUUGCCGACCAUACGACUUCCUCGGCUACGCAUGGCUUUCCAUGCUUCUUCGAGGGUUGGCAAAAACGUGUCGACACCAAUGCGUCUUCAAGGGGCCUCGGCCAGGAUGGCAACGCGACUUCGGGACACUCUGUAGCAUUCAUCCUAUUCCACAAAAUAAUUUCUACACAACAUUAUUCGAAGAAUUAUUUUUUCCGAGUGCAUUAUCUUAAAAAUUCAGCCAUAUUUUUAGUGUGAAAUUCACUUGUGGAAUGAUCAUUUACAUCAA
Molecule: messenger RNA, 1090 nt
Organism: Hibiscus syriacus
Lineage: Eukaryota; Viridiplantae; Streptophyta; Magnoliopsida; Malvales; Malvaceae
Product: U1 small nuclear ribonucleoprotein A-like
Exons: 5
Coding region: 72-1034 (320 amino acids)
Biological process (GO): mRNA splicing, via spliceosome
Cellular component (GO): U1 snRNP
Molecular function (GO): U1 snRNA binding
Source: RefSeq, a predicted model, not a curated record